AUGAAGAACAACCAAGAGUAUUGUUUGCCAGAAUCCAUCACUUUCCCCGGGAAACCCUCCCCUUUUGCAGCAGAAUGUUGGUUCGACGAUGCUUGCAUUCUCGACAUGGACUACUUUGUCAAAACCCUAGCCGGAAUUAAGGCGAAAGGCGUACGUCCCGACCUCAUCGGCUCAAUUAUCACCCACUACGCCUCAAAAUGGCUUCCGGACCUCUCGGGCGAUGUCUUCUCCGACCAAAAGAGCAGCCUGACCAACUUUGAUUCCUCCCCGGAAAGCGUUACCGCCUUGUGGAUGAGAAAAAGGUUCUUUGUCGAAACCCUAGUCGGGGUUCUGCCUCCGGAGAAGGACUGCAUGCCGUGCAACUUCCUCCUCCGGCUGCUCAGGACCGCCAACAUGGUGGGGGUCGAGCCCUCUUAUCGAGCAGAGCUGGAGAAAAGGAUAUCGUGGCAGCUAGACCAAGCGUCUCUAAAGGAACUCAUGAUUCCUUCUUUUAUUCACACUUGCGGAACAUUAUUGGAUGUUGAGCUUGUUAUUAGGUUGGUGAAGAGGUUUGUGAACCUGGACGAGUCUGCUGCUAAAAGUGGAGCUGCCAUGUUGAAGGUGGCGAAGCUCGUUGACUGUUACCUUGCUGAGGCCGCUGUGGAUGUGAAUCUGAGCUUGCCGGAGUUUGUGGCCCUCGCUGGAACUCUGCCUAGCCAUGCUCGAGCCACAGAUGAUGGGUUAUACCGAGCCGUUGAUACUUAUCUCAAAGCACAUCCUGGAGUAUCCAAGCCUGAUCGCAAGAGUGUCUGCAGACUAAUUGACAGUCGAAAGCUCUCCCCUGAGGCAUCUCUUCAUGCUGCUCAUAAUGAACGCUUGCCGGUCCGAGCUGUAAUCCAAGUUCUCUUCGCCGAGCAAACCAAGCUCCACAGGAACAUCGACUGGAGUGGCUCGUUCAACGGCAGUGUCCGAAGCCCAAGCACCUUAGCAGAUCUAGGCGCAACCAGAUGCCACUCAAGGCGAGACAUGUCGAAUCUGCAUAGCCAGGUAAGGAGCUUGAAAGAUGAGGUGCUUAGGCUACAACGUCAGUGCAACUCAAUGCAAAUGCAGAUGGAGAGAAAAUCCAGGGAGAAAAAGAAAGGGAUUUUUAAGUGGAAUGUUUUUGGAAUGCCUUCAUUUAAGAGUGGGAGUGGUAUGGUGAGGCUUAAUGAGGGUGGAGAAGGGGAGGUUGGGUAUGGGAAGCAAACGCCGGCUAUUGAUAUGAAGACCAAGUUGGUUAAAGGUAGAGUUACUCCAAAGUGGAGGAAUUCCAUGUCUUGAAUGCUGAGGGGAGUUGGGAAUUGGCUAGUUCUUUUCGUGCUUCUUUCAGUUAUGGGACUAAUGAUCUAUGUUGUAUGU
This is a messenger RNA of Argentina anserina (silverweed cinquefoil), 1377 nucleotides long. RefSeq names its product root phototropism protein 3-like. Bases 1 to 1299 code for a protein of 432 amino acids. The transcript is spliced from 2 exons. The record is from RefSeq and is a predicted model, not a curated record. Lineage: Eukaryota; Viridiplantae; Streptophyta; Magnoliopsida; Rosales; Rosaceae.